Leopardus geoffroyi (Geoffroy's cat) is the source of this 8055-nucleotide messenger RNA. RefSeq names its product collagen type V alpha 1 chain (gene COL5A1). Gene Ontology annotation, molecular function: extracellular matrix structural constituent. Lineage: Eukaryota; Metazoa; Chordata; Mammalia; Carnivora; Felidae. The transcript has 66 exons. The record is from RefSeq and is a predicted model, not a curated record. The coding region runs from base 387 to 5900 and encodes 1837 amino acids.
GAAAAGAGCACGGCGCCCAAGGCGAGGUCGGCACUCCCCGUCCCCGCGGCUGGCGCAGGACCUCGCUCGAGCGGAGCGCGCACGGGGAGCGGGUCGCGGGGCGGCGGCGGCGGCGAGGAGGCGGCGAGAAGGAGUCGGAGGGGGCGAGGAGGCGAGGGCGGCGAGCCGAGCGGGGUCCCGGCCGCCCCGCGGGCCAAGGUCGACCCCCCGCGCGUGGGCGAGCGCGCCAGCCGGCCCCGGCGCGAGGGCCACCGCCACAAAGAGAACGCCGGCGGCUGCUCCCCAUGACUUCCUAGAGCGCGCGGUCCCCGCCGAGUCCGCUCCCUCCCGGGCCGCGCCCCGCGCCCCCGUGCGUCCCCGCGCGCCCCGACCCGCGCCCCGCCGGCAUGGACGUCCACACCCGCUGGAAAGCGCGCAGCCCGCCGCGCCCGGGCGCCCCGCUGCUGUCCCCACCGCUGCUGCUGCUGCUGCUGCUGCUGUGGGCGCCGCCUCUGAGCCGCGCAGCUCAGCCAGCAGAUCUCCUGAAGGUUCUAGAUUUUCACAACUUGCCUGACGGAAUAACAAAGACAACAGGUUUUUGUGCAACGCGGAGAUCUUCCAAAGGCCCAGAUGUCGCUUACAGAGUCACGAAAGAUGCUCAGCUCAGCGCACCUACCAAGCAGCUGUAUCCUGCGUCUUCAUUUCCCGAGGACUUCUCCAUUCUAACCACUGUGAAAGCCAAGAAAGGCAGCCAGGCCUUCCUGGUCUCCAUCUACAAUGAGCAGGGCAUCCAGCAGAUCGGCCUGGAAAUGGGCCGCUCUCCGGUUUUCCUCUAUGAGGACCACACAGGGAAACCAGGGCCAGAGGACUAUCCCCUCUUCAGGGGCAUCAACCUGUCGGAUGGCAAGUGGCACAGAAUCGCUCUCAGCAUCCACAAGAAGAACGUCACCUUGAUCCUGGAUUGUAAAAAGAAGACCACCAAGCCCCUCGACCGCAGCGACCACCCCGUAAUCGACGUCAACGGCAUCAUCGUGUUUGGAACCCGGAUCCUGGAUGAGGAAGUGUUUGAGGGUGACAUCCAGCAGCUGCUCUUUGUCUCGGACCAUCGGGCGGCUUACGAUCACUGUGAGCACUACAGCCCAGACUGUGACACCGCGGUCCCCGACACCCCCCAGUCACAGGAUCCCAACCCGGAUGAAUAUUACCCAGAAGGAGAAGGGGAAGGUGACGCGUACUACUACGAGUACCCCUACUACGAGGACACAGAGGACCCGGGCAAGGAGCCCGCCCCCACCAACAAGCCCGUGGAAGCUGCUAGAGAGACCACAGAGAUUGCCGAGGAGCAGACCGCAGCCCCCACGGCAGCCCCCUCAGUGCCCGACACCAGCGAGGGGGCCGGGAAGGAGGACGACCCCGGCCUCGGGGUCUACGACUACAUGCCCAGCGAGGACUACUACACGCCCGCCCCGUAUGAGGACCUGAACUACGAGGGCUUCGAGAAUCCCGACCUGCCCCCCGAUCACGGCGCAGGGGCCGAGGUUCCCACCAGCACGACCAGCACGGCCAACGCCUCCAACCCUGCUCCGCCUCCGGAAGAUGACUUGGAAGGCGAGUUUACGGAAGAAACCAUCAGGAACCUGGACGAGACCUACUACGACCCCUACUACGACCCCACGGUGUCCCCGUCGGAGAUAGGGCCGGGCAUGCCCGCCAACCAGGACACCAUCUACGAAGGGAUCGAAGGACCCCGAGGAGAGAAGGGCCAGAAGGGAGAGCCUGCCAUCAUCGAACCAGGCAUGCUUAUGGAGGGGCCGCCGGGCCCCGAAGGCCCCGCAGGUCUCCCAGGACCUCCGGGAACGAUGGGACCCACUGGCCAAGUGGGUGACCCUGGAGAAAGGGGUCCCCCUGGACGCCCAGGCCUUCCAGGGGCUGAUGGGCUGCCCGGCCCUCCUGGAACCAUGCUCAUGUUGCCCUUCCGCUUUGGAGGGGGCGGUGACGCUGGCUCCAAGGGCCCCAUGGUGUCGGCUCAGGAGUCCCAGGCUCAGGCCAUCCUGCAGCAGGCCCGGCUGGCGUUGAGGGGGCCAGCUGGCCCGAUGGGUCUGACGGGGAGGCCCGGCCCCAUGGGCCCUCCGGGGAGCGGAGGUCUGAAGGGCGAGCCGGGAGACAUGGGGCCUCAGGGUCCCCGAGGAGUGCAGGGCCCGCCUGGCCCGGCCGGAAAGCCUGGAAGACGGGGCCGAGCUGGGAGUGACGGAGCAAGAGGGAUGCCGGGGCAAACGGGCCCAAAGGGCGACCGCGGCUUCGACGGCCUGGCUGGACUGCCGGGGGAGAAGGGCCACCGGGGUGACCCUGGUCCUUCUGGCCCGCCAGGACCUCCGGGAGAUGAUGGAGAUCGGGGUGAUGAUGGAGAAGUCGGGCCCAGAGGGCUGCCCGGGGAACCCGGGCCGCGUGGUCUGUUGGGGCCAAAGGGGCCCCCGGGCCCUCCUGGACCUCCGGGUGUGACGGGUAUGGAUGGCCAACCAGGUCCGAAAGGAAACGUGGGCCCCCAGGGAGAGCCCGGCCCCCCGGGACAGCAGGGCAAUCCAGGUGCCCAGGGUCUCCCAGGCCCCCAGGGUGCAAUCGGUCCUCCAGGGGAAAAGGGUCCCCUGGGGAAACCAGGCCUGCCAGGAAUGCCCGGUGCUGACGGACCCCCGGGGCACCCUGGCAAGGAAGGCCCUCCAGGAGAGAAAGGAGGCCAGGGUCCACCCGGCCCCCAGGGCCCCAUCGGCUAUCCGGGUCCCCGAGGAGUCAAGGGAGCUGAUGGCAUCCGCGGUCUGAAAGGCACCAAGGGCGAGAAGGGUGAAGAUGGCUUUCCUGGGUUUAAAGGCGACAUGGGAACCAAGGGCGAUCGGGGGGAGAUCGGCCCCCCUGGUCCCAGAGGAGAGGAUGGCCCCGAAGGCCCGAAGGGUCGUGGAGGUCCAAACGGCGACCCGGGUCCUCUGGGACCCCCUGGGGAGAAGGGAAAACUCGGAGUGCCGGGAUUACCAGGUUACCCGGGAAGACAAGGGCCCAAGGGUUCUAUCGGAUUUCCUGGCUUUCCUGGUGCCAACGGAGAGAAGGGCGGCAGGGGCACACCUGGGAAGCCAGGACCACGGGGGCAGCGAGGCCCGACGGGUCCGAGGGGCGAACGGGGCCCCCGGGGCAUCACUGGGAAGCCCGGCCCCAAGGGCAACUCUGGAGGCGAUGGCCCCGCUGGCCCUCCGGGUGAACGGGGACCCAACGGACCCCAAGGACCCACCGGUUUCCCUGGACCCAAGGGCCCUCCUGGCCCUCCGGGCAAGGACGGGCUCCCGGGACACCCUGGACAGAGAGGCGAGACCGGUUUCCAAGGCAAGACCGGCCCCCCAGGGCCCCCGGGCGUCGUGGGCCCUCAGGGUCCCACGGGAGAAACGGGUCCAAUGGGCGAGCGUGGCCACCCCGGGCCCCCAGGCCCCCCCGGUGAGCAGGGGCUCCCCGGCCUUGCCGGGAAAGAAGGGACGAAGGGGGACCCAGGUCCCGCCGGCCUCCCUGGGAAAGACGGCCCUCCUGGACUACGUGGUUUCCCUGGGGAUCGGGGGCUUCCCGGUCCAGUGGGCGCACUCGGACUGAAAGGCAGCGAAGGCCCCCCUGGCCCGCCAGGCCCCGCGGGAUCCCCCGGAGAGAGAGGCCCGGCCGGUGCUGCUGGGCCCAUCGGAAUCCCCGGGAGACCCGGGCCCCAAGGACCUCCAGGGCCGGCUGGGGAGAAAGGGGCUCCUGGUGAGAAGGGUCCCCAAGGCCCAGCUGGCCGAGAUGGCCUCCAGGGUCCCGUGGGGCUCCCCGGUCCAGCUGGCCCCGUGGGCCCCCCCGGAGAAGACGGAGACAAGGGAGAGAUCGGGGAGCCUGGACAGAAGGGGAGCAAGGGGGACAAGGGCGAGCAGGGUCCGCCUGGGCCCACCGGUCCUCAGGGCCCCAUCGGACAGCCAGGCCCCUCCGGAGCCGACGGCGAGCCGGGCCCUCGCGGCCAGCAGGGCCUUUUUGGGCAGAAAGGUGACGAAGGUCCAAGAGGAUUUCCUGGGCCCCCUGGGCCAGUGGGGCUGCAGGGUCUGCCAGGACCUCCCGGAGAGAAGGGCGAGACUGGGGACGUGGGUCAGAUGGGACCCCCGGGCCCCCCCGGCCCCCGAGGACCCUCUGGAGCUCCAGGCGCUGACGGGCCACAAGGGCCUCCGGGUGGCAUAGGCAAUCCCGGUGCGGUGGGAGAGAAGGGUGAGCCUGGUGAAGCUGGAGAGCCUGGCCUGCCUGGAGAGGGGGGCCCUCCGGGACCCAAAGGAGAAAGGGGUGAGAAGGGCGAGUCGGGCCCUUCUGGUGCAGCUGGACCCCCUGGACCCAAAGGCCCUCCUGGGGACGACGGUCCCAAAGGCAGCCCCGGCCCCGUCGGCUUUCCUGGAGAUCCUGGUCCCCCCGGAGAGCCUGGCCCCGCGGGUCAAGAUGGCCCCCCUGGUGACAAAGGGGACGACGGUGAGGCUGGGCAAACGGGAUCCCCGGGCCCUACUGGUGAACCGGGACCGUCUGGGCCUCCAGGAAAAAGGGGCCCCCCCGGCCCCGCAGGCCCCGAAGGCAGACAGGGAGAGAAGGGAGCCAAGGGGGAAGCCGGCUUAGAAGGCCCUCCUGGGAAGACUGGCCCCAUCGGCCCCCAGGGGGCCCCUGGGAAGCCCGGUCCCGAUGGCCUGCGAGGGAUCCCUGGCCCUGUGGGUGAGCAAGGUCUCCCAGGCGCCCCAGGCCCCGAUGGCCCCCCCGGCCCCAUGGGUCCCCCAGGACUCCCCGGCCUCAAAGGAGAUUCUGGCCCUAAGGGGGAAAAGGGUCAUCCAGGCUUGAUCGGACUCAUCGGACCUCCGGGCGAACAGGGUGAAAAGGGCGACCGCGGUCUCCCCGGCCCGCAGGGCUCCUCCGGCCCUAAGGGCGAACAGGGCAUCACUGGUCCUUCCGGCCCGAUCGGCCCUCCGGGCCCUCCCGGCUUGCCGGGUCCUCCUGGGCCAAAAGGUGCUAAGGGCUCCUCGGGUCCCACUGGCCCGAAGGGUGAGGCAGGCCACCCAGGACCCCCCGGCCCGCCGGGUCCCCCCGGCGAGGUCAUCCAGCCCCUGCCGAUCCAGGCAUCCAGGACCCGGCGGAACAUCGACGCCAGCCAGCUGCUGGACGACGGGGCCGGCGAGAGCUACGCGGACUACGCGGACGGCAUGGAGGAGAUCUUCGGCUCCCUCAACUCCUUGAAGCUGGAGAUCGAGCAGAUGAAGCGGCCCCUGGGCACGCAGCAGAACCCCGCACGCACCUGCAAGGAUCUGCAGCUCUGCCAUCCCGACUUCCCGGACGGUGAAUACUGGGUAGAUCCUAACCAAGGCUGCUCCAGAGACUCCUUCAAAGUUUACUGCAAUUUCACGGCCGGAGGGGCGACGUGCGUCUUCCCCGACAAGAAGUCCGAGGGGGCCAGGAUCACUUCUUGGCCCAAAGAAAACCCAGGUUCCUGGUUCAGUGAAUUCAAGCGCGGUAAACUGCUCUCCUACGUGGACGCCGAGGGCAACCCCGUGGGUGUGGUCCAGAUGACCUUCCUGCGCCUCCUGAGUGCCUCCGCCAACCAGAACAUCACCUACAACUGCUACCAGUCGGUCGCCUGGCAGGACGCGGCCACGGGCAGCUACGACAAGGCCAUGCGCUUCCUGGGCUCCAACGACGAGGAGAUGUCCUACGACAACAGCCCCUACAUCCGCGCCCUGGUGGAUGGCUGUGCUACGAAGAAAGGGUAUCAGAAGACCGUGCUGGAGAUCGACACCCCCAAGGUGGAGCAGGUGCCCAUCGUGGACAUCAUGUUCAAUGACUUCGGUGAAGCGUCACAGAAAUUCGGAUUUGAAGUGGGGCCAGCUUGCUUCCUGGGCUAGGAGCCGCGAGCCCGACCCCCGAGAGCAACCUCGUGACCUCAGCGCGCCGUCUGCGGGCGUCCUGGACAGUGAAGGCCCCUCGUCCCUCCCCCGACCUCGUCUGCGCCCGGCUCCACGCCGAGCCGGACCCCAGACCCACAGAGCAAAGGAAGAGAGCGGAGUCCCCACCCCGGAGCCGAAUCACAUGACCUAGACGGCCCACCGCCACCGGCACCCCGCUGUCUCAGCGCCCUUCCGUCGCCACCACGCCACGGGGACGGGAAGGGGGCCACACUUCUUGCCACGGAGCGGGGGUGGGGGCUGCACUAUUCGGAGAUCCCUUUUGUUGUUGGUUUUUUUUUUUAAAUUCAACUUGAAGAUGUGUAUUUCCCCUUCAAAACGUGUUCUGAGGUGAGCCUUGUAAGGGUCAUCCCCACCUUGCCAGAGCGUCUGUUCUCAACUACACGAUCCAUUCGCGGGCGAAAUGUCGUUCCGCAUGUGCCUUUCCGAUGGAUUCAAGGUGCUUCCGUUUUUGUGAGUUUUAAGUAAAUAUUUGUAUUGUAUUGUCAUAAACGUGCAGUGUCCCUGACUUUCGAUCACGCACGGAAACCCAGCUUCAGCCCCGCUGGAGAGUGGGGACAAGGGGUGGGCGGUCCAAUCCCGGCGAGACCUGAGGAGCCCCUGUCCCCACCCUGGCCAGGAACGUGCAAUAAAGUGGAAUAUUGCCCAGGGCGGGAGGUCGUGCUGCCGUUUGACCAGCAGGCGUCCGUGCCCCUCUUCAGACAAUUUUUUGAUGAGCUCUGGAGGGUUUUUUUCUUUUUUAACGGAGAGGAAAAAAAGAAAAAAGAGAGAGAACUCCACGCUUUGCCUUUCCUUCAUGCACUUAGGUUAAAACGCAGGCAUAAAUUAAUUUUAAUUGCUUCCUUUCUCCAUUCUUCUUCCCGCAGAGCCUGACGGGAGAGCGUCCGGGGCAGGGAACCCACACUUUCUGUAGAUGGUCCUUACGUGAUAACUGGUGCUCACUUUUAACUUGUCCUUUGUGGUGCUAUCUGUUCCAAGGAAGGUCUCCUUGAAAGGCGACGCGGGGGUACCUGGCCGUGCCUCACCCUCCCGCCUUGCGUGGUCCCCGUCUUCGCCUCCACGGCGUGGGUCUCCGCCAAGGACGUUAAGGUAGACGCACGCCACCCUCCUGCCCGCUGGGCCCACGCGCUUCUGCGCCCCCAGGUCGCGGCGAGGCCCGUUUCCGGUAUUAGGCUGUGGUUCUGUGAUUUGAAAACACACACACACACACAAAUAAAAGCUGCUUCCCGCACUGUCUGUGUCGUGACGAUAGCAGGUUGUAUCUGGUUGCCGAACGUUUGGUGCUAAUUUCUGUGUCUGUGCUAAGAACUGAAUUGAAGCUGCGGGCGUGGCCCGGCGGGGUGGCCCGGGGGGCCCUCAGCGGACAGGGAGGAGGGCCGUGAGUUCUGCAGGUCUCUGCAGGGCUGCCUCAGGGCCUCCUUCCCACACCGCACUGGAGCUCGGGGCUGGCGGGGCUCUGUCCGGGCACCGUGCCUUCCUCCCACGAGCGAGGGCCGGGGGCUGCCUACUGUGGGCGGGGGACCCGAUGGACCGGCGAGGAUUGGCUGUCCCUUUACUGUGAAAAGCUGCCCUCGUGCCAUGCCCUUUCCCUCCGUGCUGGGGGAAGCGGGUGGGGCCCCCGGGCCCUGCUCAGCCCCCUCGAGGGGAGAGGUGACCGGUCCGGUGCUGUCCCUGCCCACCCCGCCCCGCCAGGGAGACCACAGCAGAGAGCCCUCCGACCCCGGGCGACACGAAAUCACCCACUGGGAUUUCCCGAACUCCCACGGAAACGGAGUCUCGCUGUUGCCAAAGAAAAGCCUGGCUUCGAGGUCCUUUCGCGCCUGGGAUGCCGGCCUGCGCCAAUGACUCUCACGUUUGUCUCUUCCAAAGCAAAGCCAUACGCGAGGACUGCCGAGCGGUGCCCUGCGGGGGUUGUCUAGGUCAUGUGAUUCCGUUUUGAUUCCUCGCCCCUCCCGAGUCUGCUCUUUGUCCUCCCCAUCUUCGUGGUCCCUUCAAAGCUGUCGUCAUUUGUACUGAAGCCAAAUGUGUCCCCUUCUCCCCCGACCACUUUGCUACGGUAUAUUGCAAUAAAAAUUACUUCUUAUAUUUGCAGAAA